Molecule: messenger RNA, 270 nt
Organism: Neurospora tetrasperma FGSC 2508
Lineage: Eukaryota; Fungi; Ascomycota; Sordariomycetes; Sordariales; Sordariaceae
Exons: 3
Coding region: 1-270 (89 amino acids)
Source: RefSeq, a predicted model, not a curated record
AUGGCGGCGGUGGAUCACGGCUCCUCCACUUCCCGUCAGUUCGCCAGCUGGAUGCCGCCAAGAACCAAGCCAAAAGAGCGCGCGCUGGCUGGGCCUGUCCCCAGUCCCCCAGGUCGGUCGGCUGUCCAGAAGUCCCAGUCGGUCCCAGUCACCAAACUGCCUCCUCCUCCCUUCUCGCCGUCUCGUUUCCCUCUUCACAUCGUCCUUUCCCUCGCCCCCCGUCUCACCACCGACGACCUAAAAUUUCCCGGCGUCGACGACGACGAUUGA